UUCACGACACAAGUCCAACCGCAGAUCUUCUCUGGGAGCCACUCGAGUCAUUGCACUGAAGUGGCCAGGAUUAGUGGCCACAUUUUGCUACCUUCUUCUCUCCAUUUCCAGCGAAUGAAAAUGCGGAAAUUUGUGCUGUGGAGUUAGAAGAUCGUCACGUUCUUGGUGGUUUUGUUGGGGGAGAACGAGGAUGCCGACAUCAAGAUGUGACUGCGGAAGUUUCCUGUUCGGAAUUGUCUUCCUGGCCACAGCAAUUCAUUUCACAGUAGCAUAUUUGGUGAUUGUGGAUGAAUUGGAACCACCCGGAACGGUUAUUUUCAAUGCUUCAGUUUACAAAUUGGGCUCCGAAAGGCACUAUAAAAUCAAUACUCAUCGAAGUGCAAAUUUUGUACAUCAUCUUGUAGAGGUGGAUAGCAAAAAUGGCCAGAUUCGCCUCAAGAAAUCACUCUCUUGCGAUGGGAUUUACUAUCCCAAUCUCUUUACGUUUUACGUAGAUUCUACGUCAAAUAUGCUCAGAAGCAUUGACUACUACAGUUUACCGCUUCGGGUGUUCAUUUCCGGGAAGGAAUGCAAUGAUGAGAGGCGUCUUGAGCUGUUUGGGAGAGCUUUUGAGGAGGACGAUCACUUCAGGGAAAGGCGUAGUUUCGAGGAAGACGAUUUUCGGGCAUAUGGUGAAUAUCGCGGAAAUAACUUUCACUUCUACAAAAACGAUUUUCCUUGGAUGUUUCGGAUGUCAGAGGUAGAAAAUGCAACUAACUACCGAAACUUCCGGGAGGGAGAUGUCCUUUUUGACAGUCAAGUGUCCAAUAAUCUCCGGCAUGAGAUUAUUAAUCGCAAAAGGAGACAUCUUGAGGAGUCUCUAGAUCAGAGAAUGCACAGAAAGAUUGCUGAUGCUAAACAAUGGGUUUCAGAGACCUACGCAUCCUACGCUAUUCACAACACAGACAAAUGGAACAAAAUCUGUCUGAAAAAGAGUCAGUUCAUCAAUUCCCUCAAUGCUUUCCUUCCCAAAUCUGUUCAGCAAUCCUGCAAAGUUACCUUCCUUGAUGUUGGCGAUGAAAGAUUCAAAAUCGAACAGCAGAAUGGGGAUCUCGUUGCAAGCCGGGAUCAUUGCAUCUUCGAACCAAUGUGGAAGGUCAUCGUAACCCUCAGUGUCCGAUGCAACAGGAUGGAUCUCGUAGAUGCUGAUCACAGGCUCAAAAUCGUCUACCAUCAUCAGGAAUUCAAUGACACGGACAUUGCCAGGCGAGUUCGAAGGGAGCUUCGGAAUCAGAGCCCCUACUUUGAACAAGCCCUAUAUUUGGCUUCCGUGCUUGAGGAACAACCUCCUAACGCUAUCGUGACAACUGUGAGAGCAAGGGAUCCUGAGGAUUCUCCUGUGGUCUAUUCAAUGGUUUCCCUGCUAGAUUCGCGGUCUCAGUCAAUGUUUAAAGUAGAUUCAAGGACCGGGGUCGUAACUACGGCUACGAGCUUGGAUCGAGAGCUGAUGGAUGUGCAUUAUUUUAGAGUUGUAGCAACUGAUGAUAGUUUUCCACCGAGAUCCGGAACAACGACACUUCAGGUGAAUGUGCUGGAUUGCAAUGAUCAUUCUCCCACGUUCGAGGCUGAGCAGUUCGAUGCGUCAAUCCGGGAGGGAGCUACUGUCGGAUCAACUGUGAUUACCCUUCGAGCAACUGAUCAGGACUUUGGGAAAAAUGCCGAGAUUGAGUAUGCAAUUGAGAGUGUGACUGGAGGAGGCGUCACGACGCACGAGCAGGAUGCCCAGACCUUCCGGAUUGAUGGUCGGAGUGGGGUAAUCUCCACCCGGAGUGGUCUGGACAGGGAAACGGCGGAAGUGUACACGCUAAUUGUAAGUGCAACGGACAUGGCAUCGCCGCAGAGCGAGAGGAAAUCCGCCACGGCGACCGUAGUUGUGAAGGUGCUCGAUGACAAUGAUAACUAUCCGCAAUUCAGCGAGAGAACCUACACGAUCCAAGUGAGUGAAGAUCAAUGGGGCGACAACAACGUGGUGGCUCACAUCAAAGCCACCGAUGCUGAUCAGGGGAAUAAUGCGGCGAUUAGGUACGCCAUUAUUGGCGGUAAUACUCAGUCGCAAUUCUCCAUUGAUUCUCUGAGUGGAGACGUGACUCUGGUCAAACCGCUGGACUACGAAAAUGUCCGGAGUUACAGACUGGUGAUUCGAGCUCAAGACGGUGGAAGUCCUUCCAGGAGCAACACAACGCAAUUGCUGGUCAACGUGUUGGAUGCUAAUGAUAAUGCUCCGAGGUUCUACACUUCGCAAUUCCAGGAAGCUGUCCUGGAAAGCGUACCUGUUGGCUACAACAUUGUACGCGUUCAGGCCUACGAUUCGGAUGAAGGUCAAAAUGCCGAGAUUACCUACAACAUACUCGAGAGGGAAGAUAACUUCCCGCUGGCUGUGGAUCCUAGAACGGGUUGGGUACAUACCCUUAGACCGUUAGAUAGGGAAGAACAGUCUAGAUACAGUUUUCAAGUAGUUGCCGUAGAUGGAGGAAUUCCUCCGAAAUCUGCCAGUACUUCAGUCGUUGUUACUAUUCAAGAUGUCAAUGACAAUGAUCCGGUCUUCAGUCCCAAAUACUACGAGGCUACAAUUGGGGAAGAUCAACCCCUUGGGACUCCUGUUACUACGGUUACUGCUACGGAUCCAGACGAAGAUUCUCGGCUUCAUUAUGAAUUAUCAUCGGGAAAUACUCGAGGUAGAUUUGCGAUAACUAGCCAGAAUGGAAGGGGACUGAUUACAAUUGCUCAACCCUUGGAUUAUAAGCAAGAACGACGAUUUGUCCUUACGGUUACUGCAACAGAUUCGGGAGGGCGAACUGAUACAGCUACAGUUAAUGUUAACAUUACCGAUGCCAACAACUUUGCUCCGGUUUUUGAGAAUGCUCCAUAUACUUCUUCGGUAUUUGAAGAUGCACCUGUAGGAACUACGGUCCUUGUUGUUUCUGCAACGGAUAGUGAUGUAGGAAUCAAUGCUCAGAUCACUUACUCCCUGAAUGAUGAGACAGUUAAUGGUUUAGGUGCAAGUGAACCAUUUACUGUUAAUCCUCAAACUGGAGCUAUUGUAACGAAUGCUCCUUUGGAUCGGGAAACAAUUAGCGGGUACUUGCUUACGGUUACGGCUAAAGAUGGUGGAAAUCCUUCUCAUAGUGAUACGACGGAUGUCGAAAUAACGGUUACGGAUGUCAAUGAUAAUCCUCCAGUAUUCAAAGUUCCAGUAUAUCAAGCUUCUAUUCCUGAGGAUGCUUUGAUCGGAACUUCUGUUAUACAGAUUGCCGCUACAGAUCUCGAUCAAGGUAUCAACGGUAGGAUCAAGUAUGCCCUUAGUGAUAAAGACAAGGAGGACGGAUCUUUUGUUGUGGAUCCUACGUCCGGAAUUAUAAGGACUAACAAGGGCCUAGAUCGAGAGAGUGUACCUGUCUAUCACCUUACAGCUAUUGCCGUAGACCGCGGAACGCCAUCACUUAGUAGUUCAGUUGAGGUUCAAGUAAGGCUAGAAGAUAUCAAUGACUCCCCUCCGACUUUUGAAUCCGACAAGAUCACACUUUACGUAGCUGAAAACUCGCCUGUUGGAUCAGUUGUAGGAGAGAUCCAUGCUCAUGAUCCCGAUGAAGGAGUGAACGCUCUUGUUCAGUAUUCAAUUAUUGGAGGGGAUGAUUCAAACUUCUUCAAUCUCGUUGUAAGGCCAGGAUCUGAGAGGGCACAACUCGUUACCCUUACAGAGCUAGAUUACGAGUCUCCGAAGAAGAAGUUUGAACUUGUUAUUAGGGCAGCAAGUCCUCCUCUGAGAAACGAUGUUCAUGUUGAGAUUUUGGUGACAGAUGUCAAUGACAACGCUCCAGUUUUGAAAGAUUUCCAAGUGAUCUUCAAUAACUUCAGGGAUUGUUUCCCUAGUGGAGAGUUCGGAAGGAUUCCAGCAUUUGAUGCAGAUGUUACUGAUAAACUGAACUACAAGAUCCUAUCGGGAAAUAAUGCUAACCUUGUUAGGUUGAACUCUUCAACUGGUGGGAUGGCCUUAAGCCCACAGUUGAAUACAAACGUUCCGAAGUUCGCAACAAUGGAAGUUUCGGUAACGGAUGGGAUCAAUGAAGCCAAGGCAAUAAUGCAAUUGGUCGUGAGAUUAAUAACUGAAGAUAUGCUCUUCAAUUCUGUUACUGUUCGACUUGAUGAAAUGACAGAGGAAGCUUUUCUUUCACCUCUGUUGAACUUCUUCUUGGACGGUUUGGCUGCAAUCAUCCCUUGCCCAAAAGAAAACAUUUUCAUCUUCUCUAUCCAAGACGACACUGACGUUAGUUCCAGAAUUUUGAACGUCAGUUUCUCAGCUCGGCGUCCAGACUUAUCCCAUGAGGAGUUCUAUUCUCCGCAAUAUCUUCAGGAGAGAGUCUAUCUCAAUCGUGCUAUUCUGGCUCGGCUGGCAACAGUUCAUGUGCUUCCAUUCGAUGACAAUAUUUGCGUAAGAGAGCCAUGUCUCAACUACGAAGAGUGCCUGACAGUCCUGAAGUUCGGCAAUGCUUCAGGAUUUAUUCAUAGCGAUACUGUGCUCUUCCGCCCGAUAUAUCCAGUUAACACAUUUGCUUGCCGUUGCCCUGAAGGAUUUACUGGAAGUCGAGAACAUUAUCUUUGCGAUACUGAAGUAGAUCUCUGUUAUUCCGAUCCUUGUCGGAAUGGAGGAACUUGCGUUCGCCGAGAAGGGGGCUACACAUGUGUAUGCGGAGAGGAUUUUACAGGUUCCGAUUGUGGAAUCCCUGUAAAGUCACUGCCUCCUUGCACUGCCGAAGUUUGCGAAGGUGGUUUCUCUUGCAUUUAUGGAAAUAUUAGUCCUCAUCACCCACCUUACACUUCAACUUGCGAACUAAAGUCGAGAUCCUUCUCUAAGAAUUCGUUCUUGACAUUCAACAGCCUGAAGCAGAGGCACAGAUUUACGCUGAAAAUGAAAUUCGCCACAGUACACGAAAACGGAUUACUGCUCUACAAUGGAAGAUACAACGAACUCCAUGAUUUCAUAGCUUUGGAAAUUUUGUCGGGAAAAGUGGUUUUCUCUUUUUCUUUGGGUGAUGCUGUUGAAAGUGUAACUGUUAACAAGGAAACUAAGGUCUCUGAUGGACUCUGGCAUACAGUAGAAGUAACCUACUUCAACAGAACUGUAGUCCUUGCAUUGGAUGAUUGUGAUACAGCUCUGGCUCUCAGUGGAGACCUCGGUGAUCGCUGGAGUUGUGCCAAUCAGACGACACUGAAGUUAGAUAAGCGUUGCACAUCACUCACAGAAUCCUGCCACCGAUUCCUGGACCUAACAGGACCUCUACAACUUGGAGGACUUCCGAAAAUUCCAGCUCACUUCCAAAUCCAAUCGCAUGACUAUAUCGGUUGCAUUUCUGAUUUCUACAUUGAUAGGAAGUUUGUUGAUCUCAAUUCAUACGUUGCGGAUAAUGGAACUGUAGCGGGAUGUCCUCAGAAAGCACCAUCGUGUGCUUCAGAGCCAUGCUUCAAUGGAGCGACUUGUCAUGAAGGCUGGGGUGUUCAUCUAUGUGAAUGUCCUGAAGGUUUCACAGGGAAUGCUUGUCAGGAAUCUGUGCCACCACCUUGGAGAUUUGCUGGAGAUGGGGUUCUCAGUUUCAAUCCCUUACUGAGACCUAUUCAGUUACCAUGGCUCACUGCCCUAUCGAUCCGGACUCGUCAGAAAGAUGCUUUCUUGAUGCAGAUCCAAGUAGGACAGAACAGUUCUGCAAUAGUUAGUCUCAAGGAUGGGAUCCUCCACUAUAUCUACAACGGAGAACCUAUGUUUCUAUCUGGAGUCACGUUAUCGGACGGAGAGUGGCAUAGGAUUGAGAUCAAAUGGCUAGGAAUGGAGAUAUCCUUAUCAAUUGAUUACGGUCAGAGAACAGGAGUUGUUCCAAUGUCCCAGAAAAUUCAGGGACUUUACGUUGGAAAGAUCAUUAUCGGUGGACCAGAUGGUGUGACCCCUAGUCUAGCUAACUUUGGUUAUUACGAGGGUUGCAUCCAAGAUGUAAGAAUUGGCGGGCCACAGUCUGUUCUCAAUCGACCUACUAUGCGAGAAAACGUUAUUGAUGGAUGUUCUUCAGCUGCUCAGUGUCCAGAUUUCUGUCCGGAUCAUUCAGUUUGCGUAACUAGUUGGGAUGAGGCUCACUGUGAGUGUUUACCAAGCUUCGUAGGAAGCGAAUGUGCUCCUAUCUGCACAGUUAAACCUUGCAGCUCUGGGAUAUGUCGUGUUGAUGGUGAAGAUCGCAAGGGAUAUCAUUGUGAGUGCAAUUCGACUUUUAGUCAUGGCGAAUACUGUGAACUUCAGAUCCAGCAGCCCUGUCCCGGUGGCUGGUGGGGUGAAAGAGGCUGUGGACCCUGUCGAUGUAAUCUCAAACAAGGUUAUCAUCCUGACUGCAAUAAAACCACUGGACAGUGCUACUGCAAGGAAAACCACUAUCAACCGGUUAACGAGACUGCUUGCUUGCCUUGUGAUUGCUAUUCAAUAGGUUCGUACAGUGGAUCCUGCAAUCGUCUAACAGGACAGUGUGAAUGUCGAGAAGGAGUUAUUGGGCGUAGAUGUGAUUCUUGCUCCAAUCCUUAUGCAGAAGUCACCCUAAAUGGUUGCGAAGUGGUUUAUGAUGCUUGUCCGAGAUCUUUCUCUGCUGGACUAUGGUGGCCUAGGACUCCGAUAGGCCUUACGGCUACUGAAAGCUGUCCAUUGCCUGCUCGUGGUAAAGGUUUCCGGGUGUGUGAUUCAAAUGGCUGGAGCCAUCCGGAUAUGUUCAAUUGUACUUCAGAACCGUUUAUCGAAUUGAGAAAGCAAUUAUCGCAGAUGGAAAAGGAAGAACUAUCUCUCAAUUCAUUUAUUGCUGUCAAGAUGGCGUCGAAUUUGCAGCAAGCUUGUGAGAUUGUUGGUAUGUCUGGUGGCGGAAAGAUGCCCCAGAAUUUAUCAGUGAACUCUUAUGCUGUUGAAACAUCUUUUCUGCCGAAAGAGGAUAUUUGGAGUGACAAUUUCGAAAUGGACUAUCUGACUCAGGAGUUUAGAUUCAUCCAUGAUAGGCUCUAUGGAGCAGACCUUUUAGUAACUGAAGGAAUACUGCAUGAGUUGAUCAACUACGAAAUGAUGCAGAGCGGGUUGAAUUUGAGCCACAGCCAGGAUAAGGAUUUUAUCCGGAACCUAGUUCAGUGUGCUAGUGUCAUUCUAGAUGAGAAAUAUUCUACAGAAUGGAAGAAACUAACUAGCCUUACAAUGAGAGGACCUAAUGAUUUAGUUGACGCUUUUAAUAAAUAUAUGGUUGUCUUGGCUAGGUCCCAACAUGACACUUACACGAAUCCUUUUGAGAUCGUUCAUCAAAAUAUGGUACUAGGACUGGAUAUCGUAACGGCGGAAUCGCUAUUCGGGUACGAACCUCAACAACUGAGCGAAUAUCAUAAGAACAAAGUUAAGAGUCAUCAGUUCACAACAGAAAGUGUUAUCCUUCCGGAUACCAGUUCAUUCCUUCAGCAUUCAUCGCGACAGAAGAUACCAAUUCUAUCUUUUCCAAAGUACAACAACUACAUUCAGGACAAAGCGAAGUUUGAUCUACAUUCAAAGAUUCUUAUACCACUGGAUAUGCUAGGGAUUGCUCCACCAGGAAAGGAUGAGGUAACUCAUUCGGUUUCUGAAUACAGGGCUAUAGUCUCUUAUGCUCAGUACAAGGAUGCUGGGGGUCUCUUCCCCGACAAUUUCGACGACACGGUGACCCGUAGAUGGGGAGUCGAUGUUCAGAUAGCAAGUCCAAUACUUUCCCUAGCAAUACUGGUUCCCAGCACAAAAGAUGGGAAGGAACCCGUCAAGAAGCCCGAUAAGACUGAUCUCAGUGAUAUUGUUAAAAUCCCGUCCAAUGACAUUGAAUUGAUGGAGAAUCAUCAUGAAGAAAUUCCCAAACUCAAUGAGGAGAUCAAAAUAAUGGCACAUGAUAUGGAUGAGGGUAUUCCUAAUUUGGAAAAUACCCCAGAGAUACAUCUUCAAAUGCCCAGUGAAGCACCUUUUGAAUUGGAGAAGCAAGAAAAGAGGAUUCCCGAACCCAUUCAUGGAGAAAAUGAAGCAAUGUAUGAAGAUAGACGGCGACUCUUCAAACGAGAGGUUCUUCAGGAUAGCAAUGAGUCAUCCAGUGAUAUUGAUAGAGCUAACAGCUUGAUUUAUAGAUCUUUGGGAUCACCUCAUCUUCUGCAACCGAUAAAGAUCCAGAUGUGGCUGAACAUUGAUAAGAGUGGAUUUGGUAUUCGAAGCAAUCCUCAAUGUGUUCGAUGGAAUAGCUUUACAAACUCCUGGACACGUAUUGGAUGUCAGACGGAAAUCCCUGACUAUGAACUUGUUGCAGAGGAAUCGGUUCUCUUGAUUAAUUGCUCCUGUACUCAUGUGUCCAACUAUGCGGUUUUGGUGGAUGUUAUUGAUCCGGAAGAUGUGCCUGAACCGUCUCUUCUCGUUCAGAUCUCUUCGUACUCUGCAUUCAUGAUCUCCUUACCGAUACUUCUCGCAGUUCUUAUUGCUUUGGCACUUCUGAGGGGUAUGCAGACGAAUUCUAACACAAUUCAUCAGAAUCUUGUGCUCUGUGUCUUUGUGGCAGAACUUCUCUACUUCGUCACGAUGCAGGCUCGGAAGGAUUUGCUGAAUAAUGAGUUCCCUUGCAAAUUGAUAGCCAUCAGUCUCCAUUAUGCAUGGCUGGCGGCUUUUGCAUGGACAACUGUCGACUGUAUCCACCUGUACAGGAUGCUGACGGAAAUGCGUGACAUCAAUCACGGUCCCAUGGGAUUCUACUUCUCACUGGGUUAUGGCGCACCAGCCAUCCUCGUUGGAUUGUCCGUGGGUGUUAGAGCUCAUGAAUAUGGAAAUAGCUUAUUCUGUUGGUUGUCAAUUUAUGAGGCUGUCGUGUGGUGGCUCGUGGGACCAAUUGCCGGAAUGUCUGUGUUGAAUUUACUAAUACUUUUUGUAUCAGUAAAGGCGGCAUUCACACUCAAGGACCACGUGCUGGGUUUUGGAAAUUUGCGAACACUUCUCUGGCUCUCUGUUGUAUCACUCCCAUUAAUGGGAGUGAUGUGGGUGUUGGCAGUUUUGUCAGCUUCGGAGAAUUCUCAACUCCUUAAUGUAUUGCUAUGUGUUGUGGUGUUUAUUCAUGCGAUUUUCUGCUUGAUUGGCUACUGCAUAAUCAACAAGAGGGUUAGGGAAAAUCUCCAUAGAUCUUUUUUGAGGUGCAUGGGCAGGAAGGUUCCACUUCUGGAUUCGUCUCUUGUUGUCAGCAGCAGUUCACAGAAUGUCAAUCCUAGGAGUCCUGGAGGAUUCUUGGCGGGAAGUUAUGAGACUACGAGAAGGAACAUAGGAAUCAGUGCUUCAUCCACAACUUCCAGGAGCACAGCAAAGACCAGUUCGAGUCCCUACCGAAGUGAUGGUCAACUGAGACAUACUUCCACCUCAACUUCUAAUUACAAUUCAGCCAGUGAUGUGCCAUCUUACUUGAGAGGUUAUGAGGGUCGGCAGAAAGAAGGUAAACCCAAUGCAGAGAAGUAUCGCAGAAGAAAGGAUUCAGACUCAGGAUCAGAUACAGAUGGACGAAGCCUAGAUCUGGCUUCGAGUCACUCGAGUGAUGAGGAGGAAUCUCGAGUGGGAGGAAAUACAACAAAUUCCCAUCGAAGUGCUGGAGUCAGUGUUACUCCCUACUUGCCAAAUAUCACAGAACACGUAACCGCUUCAACUCCUCCAGAAUUGAAUGUUGUUCAGAGUCCUCAGCUGUUUCCCAGCUUAAAGCCCACGAUGUAUGCUCCCAGGUGGUCUAGCCAAGUCCCUGAAUCCUACCUCCCAACUCCAGCAAAUCCCGGAAGAUGGUCUCAAGAUACAGGAUCUGAUAACGAAGUCCAUCCUCACAAGGCCAAUUCUCCCAAUCCUCUACCCAACCCUGACCUCACAGACACUUCCUACCUCCAUCCACAUAGCAAAAUGAACAUGCCUCCGUCAAUCCUCGAGAACAUAGCUGAGAACUACAAUCUCCAAUCGACUGACGCCCAAAUGUACGACAAUGAGAGGUACAAGUACGAGAUGGACAGAGAAAGUCUCUAUGGGCGCAAGAAGGACUACCAGGACAACUACGGAGACUACGACACCGGAGCCUACAUGCAGAAUAAAGUCCCUUACGCGUCUGGGAGUGAAAAAGACUACGGAUCGACGCAGAUUGUCAACCACAUUCGCCCUUAUCACAAUCACCACGAGAACCCACCGUUUCUCCAUGAUAGAACUCAUGGAUACCUAGGGAGCCAGACUGGAUCUCCCUACAUGUCCAAGGAACACAUUGCUGCCGAACUGUACAGCCCACGAGAGAGUCACUACGCUCUGAAGUCUCCUCCAAUCUACGGAGAGCCCAUGCACAGUGUUCACACGAUGCUGAAAAACGACUAUCAGCAUCGUGCUGUGGACUACCAUUCAGACCGAAUGUCAGAGACAUCGGACAAGAACUCCUACAAGUUUCCCUUCAAUGCCGAAGAGGAUCACUCCACGUGUUCAAUGCCAGUGAAUCGCCUUCAUGGUGUCAAUGACAUCAACAAUCCUGGCAUCUUGCCAUCAAGUCGGCUUUCGUCUCGCCACGGAUCGAGAGCCUCAUCGCCACCCACAGGAGGGGUGUCCGUGGCCCCUAUGCAACCCCUAGCACCACUCACAAGCAUCACAGACACCAGCGAGAAGGCUACUGAUGAUGCUGAGACAACUGUUUGAUGAUCAACAUUAUGAGUAAAUUAAUUAACUUUUAAGGACUGUUUAAUUGUAACAUCCUGAGGGAAUUUAUUUACAUGUCACAUUUUAUGAAAGGAAAAAGAGAACGAACAAGGGUACAAAAUGGACAAAGAAUUAUGGCAAAAAUUCCCUCGGCCAUUUGACUGUUUUUAAAGCAUUUUUAUUUUAAGAAAUUUAUAUAUUUAAUUUUUUUUUAUUGUGUAAUUUUAAGUAAAUCGGAAAUUUUGUCAAAUAUUGCCAUUUUAUUGUAUUUUGUUUAGAAACUCAUUUUUUUAUUAAAUAAAAAGAAAAUUUUCUAAGUAGCUAAGGACGUAAGAAAAUUAAUGUAAAUAUUCUGUACUGACUGCAUUUAAGGAUUUUUGUAAGGCAUGUGACGAAGGUGUCGAAAAAACAAUUUCUUUGAGCAUUAUUCACAUUUCAUGAAAUAUUUGAUCGAAAAAAAAUGUUCUAAUCGCAUGUUGUCCUCUGAUUGGCUACAACUUGAAAGGAUUUAAAGCAUUCAAAAGCUUUAGCCAAUCGAAGAAGGUGAUACGACUAAAAUUCUUGCUGGGGUUAAAUAUUCAAUUAGGGGAGCGCGGCAAUAUUUCGGAUUCGGACAGAUUAACUUUGAAAAGUAUAUUUAAUUAUAUACCAUUGUUUGUUUCUAAAGUAAUACUUAUUACAUUGCAAAGGACGAAUGGGAAAAUAGGCAUUGCUCUUAGUUAAAACAUCGGACACUUUAUUAUGGAGAAAAUGUAAUAUCGUCCACUUUUCGUGAAAUUUCGUACAGUAAGCGUUUGCUCUUCCGGAAUUUUUCCAAGAAUUAUCUUACAGUGUUUCAUUAGUAGACGCUUUUUGUUUCUUUAGACAUUGCACAACCUGAAAAUGAAAAAAAAAAAACAGAAGAUUGUGGAAUUUUGAGAAAUUAAGAAACAAGUGGACGAUAUUAGAAACAGACUAACUAGAGAACCGCUAAUAAAAGGUGUUGUCCUAUUUAUUUCCAUUUAAAUCCUAACCCGCUUUUCCGUGCUAUAGUCUUCAAGGCAUCCGAGUCAAAAGUGGACGAUUUUCAAUGGGAUAAUCCCUAAAAUUUAUAGAAUAUUACGUAUAAUUUUUAUGGAAAAUUCUUAUAAAAAAUCACAGAAUAAUAACGAAAGAAAGAGCCAGUUGGACAAUUAUAAAUUGGAGAAUGUCAAUCUGUGGUAUUAAACAGCUUUGAUUUGUUCUGCUUCGCAGUUAGAAAUUUCUGUACUUUAACUUUUCCGUCGUAUGUUGCUUGCAAGAAUUAUAGAAUUAGGGUGAAAACUCCGUGCAGUACAAGCGCGGAUUUUUUGCGUUCAGUUCCAUGGAGUCUUGGUUGGCGAGAAAUAUAUCAGAAACUAAAAUUGAAAUAUUCUAAGGAAAUUUUGAAUUAAUUUUUAAUGAAGGUUCUCUUAUGUAAGUUAGAUUUUUUCAAGGAAAUAUACUUGAAAAGAUAUAUACAACAGAAUAAUGAGUAUAUUCCAUGGCUUUUUCGUUUAAAGUAGAGAGCGGCUAUUCAGCUACAGGGACUACGUGAAACCCUUUUAAACUGAAGUUUCAGUGAAACAAUUUUAAUCAAGGGGUGAAUAAGGAGUUUUUAGUGCAAAUUGCCAGAUCGGCGUCGAUCUGGAACCAAAAAUCGGCAGAUCGGCACCGAUUUGGGGAAGUGGAAAGCAACUAUUCGGCUAUAGGGACCACGUGAACUCCUUCUAAAGUCUCAAUGAAAAAAUUUUAAUCAAGGAGUGAAUAACAAGGGACUCUCAGAGUAAAUUGACAGAUCGGCGCCGAUCUGAAGUUUAAAAAUUGGAAUCACAAAUCAGAAGGUCAAACCGUCAAACCGAUUUAGUUGAACUAUUGGCAGAUCGGUACAAUCUUUGCAAAAGAUCAUCAGAUCGGCGCGGGAGCGAACCUUAAGCAAGCGGAACCGUUAUUUACCCUUUGAUUUUACAGUAGACUCUCUCAAAUUCGGGCAUAUGGGACCGAAAUGUCAGCCGAAUUAGACAGAAAUUCGGGCUACAAAGUUUUUGAAAUGCAACGAUUUUUUAUUCAUGUGCAUAUAGAUAUUGAGUUUACACACAAAUAUAUAACGUAAAUUGCAUGAAAAUCUCUCAAUAAUGCAAAAUCACAUCAAAACUAUGACAAACCAUGCUAAAUUUGAGCAUAUUUGAUUCAUUUGAUAAUCAUAAUCAAAUUUGAAAAAUAAUAACAAACUUUUUUCAAAUGUAACCGCUGCCCGAAUUAAAAAGUAGCCCGAUCUUAAAAGAGCCGAUUUUUCGAGAGUCUACUGUAAUUCAAAUUUAAUUUAAAAAUGAACGUAAUUUGUGUUGUUUUUAUAUUAAUGAAUACUUAGAAGAAAAGUACAAUUCAUAAAAUAUUCGAAAUUUGAACUUAAAUCUAUAAUUUUACCCAAUUUAUUUGUAUUGUACGAUAUUACACUCAAAAUGAACACCAGUUCAAGUUGUCCGAAAUAAUGCUCUGUUCCCCUACAUGUGAAUAAUGCCUUAAGGAAAACUUAUCAAAAUUCGGAAAGGAAAUUUUAGAGCGAAAGGAUAUUAGUAAAUAAGGCUAAUUUAAAUGGAAAUUGCUCAGACAAUUCAAUGUAAAAUUUCUUCUUGAAAGACUUUUAAACAACUUUUCAACAUAUUAAAUGUCAUAUUUCACUGUAAAAUUUUUGAAAAAAAUAAUCUGUGCUUCUUAAAUCAUUCCUUAUAUUUAUAAUUCCCAAGAGAGAUUGAAAGACAUUCCAUUGAAUUAAUUCCAUUCCAUUUUACAGUAAAUAGUGCUAAAAAGAGGAAAAUGAAAGAGUGCCUCGAGUUUAGUUAAUGAGAGAUGUGUAUAGAAAAAAAAUAAUAAAUUUUAAAUAUCUUGUAUACUUUUUAUAUACAAAAAGCUCCAAGCCCCAGGAUAGAAAAAAAAACUUUGCUCCCUGAAGCAUGGUUGUACAUUUAAUUUCAUAUUCCUUUUGUGCAAUGAUUCUUCCUUCUUCCUAUUUAAAUAGUCUUUGGAAAAAAAAAGAAUAUAACAUUCCACUUGAUAUUCAUUACGAAUGAGUUGCUUAAUCUUGUCAUGCAAUCUAAAAAUGAUGAAAAAAAUGUACAGUGCAUGUUGUGGAAAUAAAACUUUUCUUUGGAGAAAAUUCAUAUUUAAAAAUGCUGUCAUAUAAAAUGCUAAACUCCUGGAUUUAAAACAUGACUAAGAGAUGGAAAGAAUAUUAAAUUGUGAUUUUAUAUUUGUAUAUUAUAUAUACACAAAUAAAACAUUUAAACAAUUUCCCAA
Messenger RNA from Phlebotomus papatasi, 14029 nucleotides. RefSeq names its product protocadherin-like wing polarity protein stan (gene stan). The transcript has 9 exons. Gene Ontology annotation, molecular function: G protein-coupled receptor activity; calcium ion binding. NCBI's taxonomy places the organism in Eukaryota, Metazoa, Arthropoda, Insecta, Diptera, Psychodidae. The coding region runs from base 191 to 10735 and encodes 3514 amino acids. The record is from RefSeq and is a predicted model, not a curated record. Gene Ontology annotation, biological process: G protein-coupled receptor signaling pathway; homophilic cell-cell adhesion; cell surface receptor signaling pathway. Gene Ontology annotation, cellular component: plasma membrane.